This is a messenger RNA of Xyrauchen texanus (razorback sucker), 3901 nucleotides long. Its product is annotated as tetratricopeptide repeat protein 7B-like. The transcript has 17 exons. NCBI's taxonomy places the organism in Eukaryota, Metazoa, Chordata, Actinopteri, Cypriniformes, Catostomidae. Gene Ontology annotation, cellular component: plasma membrane. Gene Ontology annotation, molecular function: protein binding. The record is from RefSeq and is a predicted model, not a curated record. Gene Ontology annotation, biological process: protein localization to plasma membrane; phosphatidylinositol phosphate biosynthetic process. The coding region runs from base 909 to 2870 and encodes 653 amino acids.
ACCGAUACCACUUUUUCUCUUCCGAUUCCGAAAACUCAAAUCUCAGUAUCGGCUGAUUCCGAUACCAGUGUUAUUUUUUUCAUAACCAGUUUAGAAUAUCUGUACCUCACUAAGUGAUGCUAAUUAUAUGUAAAGAAACACAAAUCUUUAACUACACAUUAUUUCAAUAUAAAUGUACAAACUAUUAAAGAAAAACUUUAGUAAAAGCUAGUCUACUGGAUAAUGCUAAGGCAAAAUGUACAUUAAUUCCAGUCUAAGUGCUUUUAUUUUGACAUUCUGAACUCUCCAGGAAGUCCUGUAUGUGUCUGUUUGUAAGCAAGUUCAUAGUAGUUUAAUUCACUUCUUAUUCAAAUUCUGGUAAAAUGCCCCUCCAGUGCCAUUCUAAAUGCAUGUGAACCGAACUAUUGAGCAUCCACAUCUGAGAUGUUGUUCAUGGGUAGCGUUCAAAUGUUGCGCAAUGCCUGAAGGCUAAAAAUAGCCGUGAGUGUGUCUGUACACAGCGCAGCGCCAUUCAAUAAUAUGCUGGUGCUGCACGUGAAUAUUAUAUAUUUAGUUAUUAAACACAGCCUUUUGUGAUUCACAGGGCUAUUGCACGUCUUAAAGUGGAUUUAAAAAAAAAAAUGCAUGAGUCAUAUGAACUGCUUUAAUGGUGUUUUAUUAUUCUUUAUAUGUCAUUUUUGGAACUUGACAGUCACGAACAUGACUUACACACAGUAUCAGAUUUGGAUCGGGCUUGCCGGACCGAUACCCGAUCAAUCUAAAAACAUCAGUAUUGGAUCGGUGCAUCUCUACUUUUCAAAAGCAGAAGUUUAGGAAUACGUUGGGCUUUCUGUCUGUACACUAACUUUCUGUCUGUCUUUCAUUAACCCUUCAUUAUUUCUCAGCCUGUGUGUGUUUGUGUCUCAUCUAUGUGUGUUCUGAUGUCACACUCUCCCCCCUGCACCGCGGCCUUUGCACCAUGGAGCUGUGUGUAUAAUGACUACUCCAACCUGACACGUGGUGUCGGCCGCUUCCGAGAGAUUCUCCGAGCCAUUGAGACCAGGACUACUCAGAACCUUAGAAUGACUAUUGCCAGGCAGCUUGCUGAGAUCCUGCUGAGGGGCAUGUGUGAACAGAGUUACUGGAACCCCCUGGAAGACCCCCCUAACCACUCCCCACUGGACGACCCGCUCAGACACACCACACACACCAAGGACUACGCCCUCAGCCGCCGCCCACGUAUCUACUCAGGAGAGAAUUUGUUUUGUCCACAGGAGAACACAGAGGAGGCCUUACUCCUGUUAUUGAUCAGUGAAUCUAUGGCUAACAGAGAUGCUGUAUUAAGCCGAAUACCCGAGCACAAUAACGACCGUAUGAUCAGUCUGCAGAGCGCCUCGCUGGUGUACGACCUGUUGACCAUAGCGCUGGGCCGUCGCGGACAGUACGAGAUGCUCUCAGAGUGUCUCGAAAGAGCCAUGAAGUUUGCCUUUGAAGAGUUCCAUCUCUGGUUCCAGCUCGCUCUCUCCCUGAUGGCUGCUGGGAAGUCGGCUCGAGCAGUGAAGGUGCUGAAGGAGUGUAUAAGAUUGAAGCCGGAUGAUCCCACUAUUCCACUGCUGGCUGUCAAGCUGUGUAUUGGAAACCUGCAUUGGCUGGAAGAGGGUGAGUGCUUUGCUAAAAUAGUGAUUGAUAUGGGUGAGAAGGCAGCUGAAUUCAGGUCAAAAGGGUAUCUUGCUAUUGGUCUGGUCUACAGUCUGAAAGCCACAGACGCGUCUCUUCGAGGAAUGCAGGAAGAGUAUCAGAAAAAAGCACUGAGUGCUUUUCAGAGGGCACAGAGUCUAUCUCCCACUGAUCAUCUGGCUGUUUUCUACCUGGCACUGCAGCUGGCUGUAUCUCGACAGAUUCCAGAGGCUCUGGGUUAUGUACGUCAGGCAUUACAACUGCAGGGGGAUGAUGUUCAUUCUCUGCACUUGCUGGCCUUGCUGCUGUCUGCUCAGAAACACUACCAUGAUGCUCUCAACAUCAUUGAGAUGGCCCUCAGUGAAUACCCAGAGAACUUCAUUCUUUUAUUCACAAAGGUAAAGUUGGAGACAUUGUGUCGAGGCCCCGAAGAGGCAUUACUCACCUGCAAACGCAUGCUGCAGAUCUGGAAGUCCUGUUACAACCUCACCAACCCCAGUGAUUCUGGUAGGGGGAGCAGUCUGUUAGACAGAGCUAUCGCUGACCGUCGCCAGCUGAGCGCCAUGACACUACCUGACUUCAGUGAUCCAGAAACAGGCAACCUUCCAGAUGCUUUCUUUCAUGGUUUUGACUCUUUAAUUGGGGUUUGUUCCAUCCAUGCCACCUCCAUAGCAGCCUCACGGGUGGAGCAGGCACUGUCAGAGGUGGCUUCCUCCCUGCAGAGCAGCGCUCCAAAACAGGGACCCCUCCACCCUUGGAUGACCCUCGCCCAGAUCUGGCUUCAUGCAGCGGAGGUGUAUAUUGGAAUGGGGAAGGCGGCAGAGGCCACAGCGUGUACACAGGAAGCAGCCAACCUGGUCCCCAUGUCCCAUAAUGUGUUGUUUAUGAAGGGUCAGGUGGCAGAGCUGCGGGGGAACGUGGACGAGGCCAAGCGCUGGUAUGAGGAGGCGCUGUCCAUCAGUCCCACCCACGUCAAGACCAUGCAGAGACUGGGUCUGAUAUUGCAUCAGUUGCAGAGGUUUAGUCUUGCUGAGAAGAUAUUGCGUGAUGCGGUGCAGGUGAACAGCACAGCCCAUGACGUGUGGAACAGUCUGGGUGAAGUUCUGCAGGCACAGGGCAACGACGCGGCAGCAACCGAAUGCUUCCUCACUGCCCUGGAGCUGGAGGCCAGCUGCCCCAUCUUACCCUUCACCAUCAUACCCCGCAGCCUCUGAGACUCUUAGCCCUCACUACCAACAUAACCUCUGUCCUAGAGUCAUGCAUGAACUACAGCCCUUACACACAAUGCAAACCCCUAAAGACCCUGAAAUUCCCCUGCAGUCCUGGAAUGCCUGUAUCACCCCUCGUGACGUGCCGAGAUAGAGAGAAAGAGAGAGUGAGAGAACUCCGACCAAUAGACUUUGCAACCACUCACAAUACAGCUUUUAUCAUUGUGAUCUUUUCAGCACUGUUGUUUCUUCUCGUUCUCUUUUUCUUCCUUCUUUCUUUGCUAGUAUUUUCUCUUUCUUCUUGCUUCUGUACACUCAGGUGGUGAUGCCCUCCCUCAAAACUCCGCCCCCUCCAGAACUCUCAUUGGCCUGUGGGCCUUGUCGGUUUCACAUUACUGUAAGAUUGGACCAAUGUGACACCUGUACAAGCUGUUGUGAGGGUGAAGCAGGUAAUUGAUGCAGAAUGUCAUCAAAUCACGGUGCUUCCUUUUUCCCAAAACACAUCCUGAAAUCUACAUCCUUUAGAUUAUUGUACCUGUGUGUUAUAAGAAUAAGUAAUAACACUGACACAGAGGCGAACUUUAAAGGAUAGUUCACCCAGAAAUAAAAUUCUGUCGUUAUUCAGUCACCCUCAUGUUGUUAAAAAAACUUGUAUGACUUACUUUUUUUCGUGGAAUAGAAAAGAAUAUGCAAGUGAAUGGUGACUAAAGCUGUCAGUGUUCCACAAAUUCACUCAGGUUUGGAACAACAUAAGGGUGAGAAGAUGAUGACAUCAUUUUCAUUUUUGCGUGAAUCGCUUUAAGUGUGUUUAAGUGUGCUGCAUGUGUUUGUGCAGAUUUAAGUGGACAGAGUAUGUGUUUUGUUUAAAUGUGGUGAUGGCCUGGUGUGUGUGUGUUUACUUUGAAUGGAGUGCUCUGCUGCACACUGUUACAUUGGAUCCCACAAGUAAUAAAGAUUGUGUUUCUAUGCUGUUAUUCUUGAGGUCAGGUAUGUCAACCAUGACAUGACAUGACUCAAAGAGACACAUUACAUCUCCC